AUUUAAUUUAAAACUAGAACAGCAUUUGAGAAUAAAUAACAAGAUAAGAAAAUAAACGCUGCUGAGUAAAUAUUCCGCUCAUAAACAAAUGCGUCACUGUCUGAAGUUUUUGGGUCCAUCCCCACAAUUUCUCCUGUGUCUUUUGGAACUAACCCAGCUAUAGGGCCCUGCCUAGUCCUGUAGGAUGUGUUCACACAUUGCCGAUAGUCAAACUGAAGACCAAGAGUGAUCACUGUGAUCUGGAGCCGCGAGAAAAUCACAUUUAUUGUCUGAUGGCAUCGCGAGAACACGACCCUGAUCUGAUAUCGCAACGAAAAUCAGCCGUCAUGUAUCCUAUUAAAACCAAUAUUGGUAGUGAAAAGUGUAUUGGCGAAAUGUCACCUGUCAUAUAACCUGACAAAUCAUUUCCCUCCGCCAAAAGAGCUGAAAAAAUACAACAAAUUGCACAGAUAUGGUGAAAAUUCUGCUCAUGUAAGGCUAUUUGGAUGUAUGAAACUUUACUUAUAUAAUUAUAAUAAUCACAUCUGUCCGCAGUCUGCUCCUCACACCUUAAUAAAGAAAUCAACCCAACAAACACAGAAUGUUGGCAACCUUUUCAGCCCAUUAUCACAGCUGGGCGUCUGUCAGAGUCCGAUCUGAUUCAUCGGAACACGAUUGUUGGUGUGGACAGGAACUUCAAAACACUCUUCGUCAAGUCCAAAAGCUUCUGUCCUCGCACCAGACCUCAUUUCAGCAGAGUUUACGGAGCGUCCGCAAGAAACUCAGUCUGUUACAGAACAACACAGAUAAACACAGCAAACUCAACACAGGCAAGCAAAGCACAGGCUGUCCUUCUCCAGAGCCGUUGGCUAAUGGGCGGAUCCUUGGGCGGGGGUUUAAAGUGGGCCAUGAGAUCCACUUCCUGUGUAGCCCUGGGUUUCAGCUGAUGGGGUUAGAAACCAGACGGUGCCUGGACACCCAGACGUGGAGUGGAACGCAACCGUCGUGCAAGUUUAGAGAUGGCACUGAAUACAACAAUGCAUCUGUUCCUGCAUCAGCAUCCUCUUCCUCUCACCCUCCCACCACCACACGACCGUCCCGCUGCAUUGAGUUUCUGGGCUCUACUCACUGCACCUGUGAACAGGGCUACAGCAUCUCCAGACAGGACACGAAACUGUGCACAGACCUUGACGAAUGUGAGCUGUACCAUCGAACUCAACCUGGUCGUCUGUGUUUGCACACCUGUGUGAAUACAGCCGGCAGCUUCUUCUGUCAGUGUCCUUCAGGCUACAGCCUCGCUCGAGAUAGCAGGAGCUGCCACGACAUCGACGAGUGCGUGCGAGGAGCUCAUAACUGCAGCCGUGAGCAGGUGUGUGUGAACACACACGGAGGUCAUCGCUGUGUGGAGGUGGAGUGCCCUCGAUUCCGCAACGCCACAUACAUCAAAACAUCGGCGCUACGCUGUGACCGUAACCCGUGCCUUCAAGAGGACAAAGCGUGUCUCCAAGCACCGCUCUCCGUUAACUUCCAUUUCAUGUCCGUGGUGUCCAACAUGUCAGCCCCCACCGUCCUCUUCCGGCUGUCGGCGGCACGUGUCCUGGGUGACACCCUGCGCUUCGGUUUGAUGGGGAACCGAGGAGUCCAGUACUUUACCAUCCAGCGCUCGGGCAGGGAGACGGGACAGCUGGUGCUGGUCAACUCCGUCCAGGGCCCUGCCACGCUUCAGGCCGAUAUAGAGAUGAGCGAGCUGGAAAAGAAGGUGCUGCUCGGCCGCUACGUGACAAAGGUUACUCUCUUUGUGUCCCCGUAUAACUUUUAAAAGGCAGAGGCGGUGGACGGACAAUGGUGUGAAAUACAGGCGAGAUAUUGGCGCCCGGGCCUGCGGGGGUGAGAUAGGAGAGCUAUUAUACUCAUUAUAUUACGCAUCUGAGGUGCCAGUUUAACAGCACAAAAGGUGGUUUUGUUGCAAGCUGAAAGUCAUUUCUUUCUUCAGUGUAGUUUAAAAAUAUAUAUUGAUUUUUAUUUCUGCCACUUCCUGCAAAUCAUUUAUUGCACAAGUUUAAAUGUUUUAAGAUGCAGAAGUUUAUCAGGAUUUAAAAGCCUUGAAAAAGUUUUCUAGGUCAGUGUUACGUUCCACUUGUGUAUUAUGUAUUGUUUGGCUCCUUCGUUUCUUCUUUGGCUCUGCUGUUUUCUUUAACCUAUUUAGGUGUCUGAUAAUACUAUUUUAGUUUAAAGCACAUGACACAUUCUUAAUGUCAGAAAUGCAUGCUUUCAUGCAGUUAGAAACACCAAAGUGACAUUUACAAAGCAAAGUUUUGAUUUAAUGACUAAAAGUGCACCAAUGGGUUAUCUGUUGCCAAUAUUUCCUAUGAUAGCUGAUGUUUACCACUGUCUAGUUCAGUUUUUAACACCGUAAAGUGAAAUGAGGCAUGAACACACUAUGCAGUGAGUGAGCUUGAGCAAAGAUGGCAGAUUUCAAGGGCGAAUGGAAGUGAGCAUCACUGCCUCGUUCACUUCAAAGGGCAGAGAUGUGGUUGACUGGACCACAUUUAAAACAUCAUUCCACAGGCCACGACUAGUGAAGGUGAAUGAGUGAUUUCUCA
This is a messenger RNA of Triplophysa dalaica, 2582 nucleotides long. Its product is annotated as fibulin-7-like. Gene Ontology annotation, molecular function: calcium ion binding. The record is from RefSeq and is a predicted model, not a curated record. The transcript is spliced from 7 exons. NCBI's taxonomy places the organism in Eukaryota, Metazoa, Chordata, Actinopteri, Cypriniformes, Nemacheilidae. Bases 581 to 1798 code for a protein of 405 amino acids.